Molecule: messenger RNA, 1759 nt
Organism: Poeciliopsis prolifica (blackstripe livebearer)
Lineage: Eukaryota; Metazoa; Chordata; Actinopteri; Cyprinodontiformes; Poeciliidae
Gene: tpgs2
Product: tubulin polyglutamylase complex subunit 2
Exons: 7
Coding region: 97-984 (295 amino acids)
Biological process (GO): protein polyglutamylation
Source: RefSeq, a predicted model, not a curated record
UUGUAAACUGCUCUUGUCGCUUCCUAUGACUCGAUGCAGAAGGAAGGAUGCAUGGAGGAUUUCUGACAAAUUUCUGUUAAUAUUUGUGCAGAAAUUAUGAUAAUGGACGACACAAAAGAUGCGUUCGUGUUCAAAGGUGUUGCUGAGAGGCUGACCCUCGGAAUUACUCGAAUACUCGAAAACAUGCCGGGGGUGGUGGAUGUGCGCUUCGCAGAGAGAGACCCAGCAGAAAAGAGGACCCUCCUGUCUUGGGAGCAGAAAAACACGUGUAUUUUACCAGAGGAUUUGCGAGACUUCUACCUGACCACUGACGGAUUCACAUUGACCUGGAGCGUUAAACUGGACGAUGAGUGUGUCCCUUUAGGCUGCAUGAUGAUCAACGGCGUGGGCAGGCUGUGCCCGCUGCUUCAGCCCGUAUCUGUUUUCUCUCUACCUAACGCUCCCUCACUGGCUGACCUGGACUGGGAGGAGAGCAGCUCAGAAAGUGGAUUGGAGCGUGCACCACCUGUGCCUCAUUUUGAUGCCCGGAGUCGUAUUUAUGAGCUGGAUUCCUGCGGCGGGAAUGGAAAAGUGUGUCUGGUUUACAAAAACUGCACUCCAGGAGUGGUUGCACAGCACAGUGAAAUCUGGUUCCUGGACCGCUCUCUGUGCUGGCAUUUUUUGACUGCAACAUUUACUGCCUACUACAGACUGAUGAUAACACACCUGGGCCUACCUGAGUGGCAGUAUGCCUACACACCAUAUGGUCCAAGCCCACAGGCAAAGCAGUGGGCGUCCCUCUACCAGCCCCUGAUUUUCAGCAAUGAGGUUAGCCAGACAGAUUCAGCUGCAGAUGUCUUUCUAAACAAGCUGGAUCCCACAAAGGCCUUCAGAGGCAAAGCCAAGGUACCGCCCCCCAAGAAGAAGCAGUCGGCCCAGUCCAACCCUGGAGGCGCUGCUAAAGGGCAAGGGAGCGCAGGAAGACACGUUGGAGCAAAACGGUGAAACCAAUCCAAUCUAGAGAGAGACGUUUGCUGCUGUGCAGCUUUCAUUUUGUCUGUUUCACCACCACAUCUUCAAAAGACUGAUCUGCUAUCACCUGCUUGCUUAAAUGCAGGUUUUUGUAACAGAAGAGCAUGUUGUGGAGCAUGCGUAGUCUAUAACCAGAAUUUAAAUGGCCUUGCCUGUGUUCAGUUUGGUAUUUACAAACCAAACUGAACACAGACACAUGAUGCCGACACCUUGAAUGUCGACAGAUUAAAAACUUCACCAUAAAAUGAAUCCUUUUGAGCUAACCUUAGGCCAGUCACUGGUUUCAAAGUAUAUAAAGAUUUUGCAAAAACUCUCAGACCACCACUUGUGUUGAUUUUCAUGCUGUUGCAAAAAAAACUGAGACAAGUAUACCACCCAUCACCAGCUAAGAUUAGAAGUUUAGCUUGAAUGCAAAAGGGAAUAGAAAUGUGUGCAAUAACCACUGGAAAACUGCUGCCGUAGUUAUUAUUAUGUAUCCAUUUUCUAACACCUUGCCCCUAGUGCAGUCGGGAGGGGGGCUGGUGCCUAUCCCAAGCUAACGUUCCGUGCGAGAGAUUUAUUUUAUAUUGUUUUCUUAUUUAUAACAUAUAGAAACUAACAUAAUAAUUAAAUGUAACUUAUAAUGUAUACAAGAUUGUUAUAACUUUAGAAGCAAUAUGUCAAUACUGCUGCAGAAAUUAUGAUUGUCUCCAAUGUUUUGAAUAAAAUGACUAAUUAUUGCUACACUUUUGUUGUAAAUGUCUGUGUA